Molecule: messenger RNA, 1426 nt
Organism: Branchiostoma belcheri (Belcher's lancelet)
Lineage: Eukaryota; Metazoa; Chordata; Leptocardii; Amphioxiformes; Branchiostomatidae
Product: mediator of RNA polymerase II transcription subunit 22-like
Exons: 3
Coding region: 77-499 (140 amino acids)
Biological process (GO): regulation of transcription by RNA polymerase II
Cellular component (GO): mediator complex
Molecular function (GO): transcription coregulator activity
Source: RefSeq, a predicted model, not a curated record
AGUACAAAGCGGAAGUGGGAUAGAUGAAGUUUGUGUGACAGAAGGUUUAGUUUUACCACGCAUUUCAGCUGACAAGAUGGCACAGCAGCGAGGUAUAACACAGAGUAAAGAGUCACUUCUCAAGUCUUACAACAAGCGCCUGAAAGACGACGUCAAAUCUAUUCUGGACAACUUCACAGAGAUACUAAAGGCGGCCAAGGUAGAAGAACAGAACCAAGUGUCGACCCUGACACAGUCGGACCAGGCGCGAUACGAGAUGCAUGUCAGAGCUGCAAAUAUUGUCCGUGCUGGUGAGUCACUAAUGAAGCUUGUUUCGGACCUGAAGACAUUCCUCAUCCUUAAUGACUUCCCUUCUGUAAACGAAGGCAUCAACCAGAGAACUCAGCAACUCAAGGCCAUCCAGGCAGAGUGUGACACAAAACUGCUGGCACUGAGGGAUGACAUGGCAGCAGACUUGUACGACUUAGAGGAAGAAUACUACUCCUCGAGGCAUAAAUGACAUUCAAGACAUUAAUACUGGACUAUUUUGUACUGUAAAUACCUCUAGACUUAUCAACGUUCAAGGGAAAAGGAGGCAUCCAUGGACCAUGGUCACACAGUGCAUUGAGUGAGAAUCAUUUCCACCUUUUAGUGUACAAUACAUGGCAAUGCCCAUCUCUUUUUCUACACAUCAUGGAGCUUAGCUUUGCUAGUCCAAUGGUUUGUGUUCAACUCACACCAUGUAGUGGUGUAAGUGUUUAAUGGCAGUGAGAGUUUCAAGCAAAACCAAGAAGACAAAAAACACUGCGAAAUGUGUCAAGAUGUACGGUAUUUUGUAUUUCGCUUUCUAUGAAUCAAUUGUCUAAUUUAACUCAUAAGUGCUGGAUAUGAUAAUAUACUGGCAUCAUAAUGUCCAUUUAUUACAUUAUUACUAAGUGAGGUAAUAUCAACCAUGAAAAGAAAGAUAAUCCAAAGACACAGGCAUGGCUGAAAAGCAAAUUUUAUGCGCAUUGCACAAUGCAUUAGUUGCAACAAAAGCAUAACAGAGGCUAUCUAUAGGUUUUCACUGACAGGAGAUAUGUUAGAUUUGUCUUCAUUUAUUCCAUCAAUGAAAAACAUACUGAUACAUGUAUUGCCUUUUUCUCUAAGUCUAAGCUAGCCUAGUAAAUUUACAGCACUCUUAAUACAUGUUCGGUUCACAUGUAUAAAUCUUCAUGGCACAAUCUAGAGAUUCACAUGAGAGAAAUCGGAAUUCUUAUCUUCGUUUCACUAAAUCUCUCUAACUUACUACUUACUAAUAAUCUUCAUACUUAUAUGCCAGACCAUAUGUUAUCACUCCAUAACUACCACUUGCCGACCUUUUUCCAAUUAUGAUAAGCAUAUAUCUUUCUCCUUUUGGAGUAUAACAUUUUUUGGGAAAUGCAUUUUCAGAAUAAAUUGCACAACU